GCAAAAAGUGCAUACAAAUUUCAACAAAAUAUAAAAAAAAAAAUACACAGUGACUCAAGUGAAAUCGAAAGUCUAUAUAUAGUUUGUCGGUGAUCGAUAUCGGAUAAUUUGAGUACAUAUCGCGGACAUUAUGUUUACACUUCAACCGACUCCGGCCACAAUUGGCAGCGUUCCUUGGUCCACCGGAGCCCUCAUCGAACGGCUGCCCACCUUGGAGGAUAUGAACCAUAAGGACAAUGUGCUUGCUAUGAGAAAUUUGCCUUGCAUGGGCAGCAUGGGCGGCAAAGCGGCGGCAGCGGCGGCGGCAGCAGCAGCCGCAACAACAGCUGCAAUGGAUGCCGCCGCGGAUGUUACAACAGCGCCACAGCCACCACACUCUACAUCAUCGUACUUUACCACAACCUACUACCACCUCACCGAUGAUGAAUGUCACAGUGGGGUAAACCAAUUGGGAGGUGUUUUCGUUGGGGGCAGACCGUUGCCGGACUCAACACGCCAGAAAAUUGUGGAGCUGGCUCAUUCCGGCGCUCGACCCUGUGAUAUUUCACGGAUUCUUCAAGUUUCCAAUGGAUGUGUUAGCAAAAUUUUAGGCAGAUAUUACGAAACGGGCAGCAUUCGACCUCGUGCGAUUGGAGGAUCGAAGCCUCGAGUGGCGACAGCUGAAGUCGUCAGUAAAAUCUCGCAAUAUAAACGGGAAUGUCCCAGCAUCUUCGCCUGGGAGAUCCGGGAUAGAUUGUUGCAGGAAAAUGUGUGCACAAAUGACAACAUACCGAGUGUAUCGUCAAUAAAUCGGGUGUUGCGCAAUUUGGCCGCCCAGAAGGAGCAGCAGAGCAGCGUCGGCUCUGCGAGUAGUUCCAACUCGAAUCCCGGCGCAAAUUCAAAGGCGACUGGGAGCGGUACGGCAGCCGGUACCGUCACCGGUACUGCUAAUGGGAAUAAUAUUGGAAGCAGCAACGGAACGGGGCUUGGCAACGCUGGCAAUGAACUAAUACAGACGGCAACGCCGCUGAACUCCUCGGAAAGCGGAGGAGCGAGCAACUCUGGCGAGGGCAGCGAACAGGAGUCGAUCUAUGAAAAGUUGCGUCUGCUGAACACGCAACACGUUGCCGCACUGGAUGUGGCAACUGCCCCGCAAACGAUGACGAGCAGUCACUUUAGUCCACAUCCCCUCCACGCCUCCCAUUGCCAUCACCAGCAGCAGCAGCAACAACAACAACAACAACAACAACAACAGCAGCAGCAGCAGCAGCAACAAUGUUGGCCACCUCGUCAUUAUUCGACGGGUUCUUGGUAUGCAGCACCUUUAAAUGGAAGCAGCAACGACAUCUCAGCCUCGCCUGGUGUUUUAUCUGUUGCUGGUGGGUAUGGCAAUCCUGGCGCUGCUUUAGCUCCCGCACCAGCUCAUCCGUUGACGCCGCCCACGGAUCUCAUCAAUAUCGGUGGACCGAGCGUGAAUCUGGGCAACUGUACCAUUGCCCCAGACGAUGUGAUGCUCAAGAAGGAGCUGGAUGGUCAUCAAUCAGACGAAACGGGUUCUGGCGAGGGAGAUAACUCGAAUGGAGGCGCCUCCAAUAUUGGCACCAGCGAAGACGAUCAGGCCCGAUUAAUACUGAAGCGAAAACUGCAAAGGAAUAGAACAUCAUUCACAAAUGAACAGAUUGACAGUCUAGAAAAAGAGUUUGAGCGAACCCAUUAUCCGGAUGUGUUUGCACGCGAAAGAUUAGCUGGGAAAAUAGGAUUGCCGGAGGCGAGGAUACAAGUCUGGUUUUCCAAUCGACGUGCCAAAUGGCGACGUGAGGAGAAGUUACGCAAUCAGCGGCGAACCCCUAACUCCACGGGCACAAAUGGCACCUCCUCCUCCACCUCGGCUACCACCUCGAUGACGGAGAGUCCCAAUAGUCUGGGCGGGGGCUGCUCCACGCUCCUAGCUGGCUCAAGUGGCAGUGGUCUGAAUGGAUUGGCUUCGCCCAAUCCCAUCGGGCCGGGAAGUGGAUCAAGCGAAGCUGGCGAGGCACAGAUACGAUCCAUUGGCGCCUCCCGAUUGACUGAUGAGGUGGGCAACGCGUGCUCGCCGGGUAUAGUCAUAAGUGCGGAGCAUCACCUUCAGCAGCAUCAGCAGCAGCAGCAGCAGCGGCUUCCGCAUCCACAUCAGGUACCUCCACAGCAUUCGCAACAUCCGCAACAUCCGCAGCAUCAGCAUCAUCAUCACAUGGGACAUCAUACGCUGGUGCCAUCGAUUUCGCCGCGGCUCAACUUCAACAGUGGCUUCAGCGCCAUGUAUUCAAAUAUGCAUCACAAUACCAUCUCGAUUGGAGAGGGUUACAGAAAGAUGCCCAGCAUCAGUCAUGCCACCAUUGGUGGCUCGCCAAUUGCAGCGCAGCAGCAGCGCGAUCUCAGUCCGCCCACAAUGUACUCGUGCCACAUGCCACCGUUACGACCACCACCCAUCAUAGCGCCCCAUCAGCUGGUGGGCGUAGCCAGUGUGGCCGCCGAGAGUGGGGCGAGCAGCAGCAGUCCCAGCCUGGCAACAGCCGGCAAUGUGGCAACAAGUGGCAACAGCAACAGCAAUAACAACAGUAACAAUAAUAGUGCCACAAGUGGCUAUGAGGUAUUGUCUGCCUAUGGCUUGCCACCGCCACCAGCAGCAGCAGCAGCGAAUGCUACCUCAUGCCACCAGCACAACAGCAGCAGCAGCAGCAGCAACACAAUGGAGCUGCCACGACAGUCCAGCUGCAGUCCCAGCCAUCAUCAUCAACAAAUGGGCUUUGGCAGCGAAUCGAUUGCCAGCACAGCAAUGCCAUCCUAUGCCCACAUGAGCUACAAUUAUGCUGCAGCAGCGGCGGCCAGCAGUGUGGCGCCAUCUGGCAGUGGCGCCAAUGCGACACACGGCACCGGCAAACAACAGUUUUUCGCCUCCUGCUUCUACUCGCCCUGGGUGUAAAUCGGACUCAAUUGGUUCCAUUUUUCAUAUCGUCGUUUUUAGGAUUAAAGAGAAAUAAAAAAAAAAUCGAAUUUA
This is a messenger RNA of Drosophila grimshawi, 3016 nucleotides long. Its product is annotated as paired box protein Pax-6. Gene Ontology annotation, biological process: regulation of transcription by RNA polymerase II; anatomical structure development. The transcript is spliced from 9 exons. The coding region runs from base 131 to 2941 and encodes 936 amino acids. Lineage: Eukaryota; Metazoa; Arthropoda; Insecta; Diptera; Drosophilidae. Gene Ontology annotation, molecular function: RNA polymerase II cis-regulatory region sequence-specific DNA binding; DNA-binding transcription factor activity, RNA polymerase II-specific. The record is from RefSeq and is a predicted model, not a curated record.